UUUUUAUUAAGUCUUAGAAAAGAGCUUAUAAAUGAAUGUUAACGCAGAGAAAUCAUAUGGAAGCGGUAAUCCAUAUUAUUAUAAGAUGAAUCAAGGCCCGGAAGGGGUUUGGAUGCCAGAUAGAAAAGAAGUAAUUGAAUUUUCAGAGAAAUUUAAAGUAGAUAAAAAAUGGAAAGAUGUCUGGGCUUCUAUCUUGUUUUUUAUUAGUCUUAUUGGAUUUAUUUAUAUUUCUGGAGUAUCGAUUCAUGACUUUUUGAAUACGGAUGAGUUCAAGAAGAAUGGAUUUUCAGGAGGGUCGUCAUUUACAGUAAAUUCAAAUACGGUUUUUCUUUAUAUAUAUGUUAUUGGAUCAGCGUCAGUGUUAUCGUUUUUUUAUUUUUUACUUGCUCGUAUUUAUACAAAACAAUUUAUAUUGUUGACUGGGAUUCUUCAAAUAGUGUUGAUGCUAGCGAUUGGAAUAUUUUACUUAAUUAGGGGAUUAUAUGUUGUUUCAAUAGUAUUUUUAGUAUUUGUUAUAUUUUAUGCGUUUUGUUUUUAUACAUGGAGAUCUCGUAUUCCUUUGGCUACGAUGUAUUUGCAGUUUACUAUGAAAGUUUCAUCGCAUUAUCCUAGUGUGUACUUUGUGAGUUUUUGUGGAAUGAUUGUUUCUAUAGGAUUUUUUGCAUGGUUUUUUAUAACUCUUGUUACUUCUUAUAAUAAAUUUUCGGAAUAUGAGCCUAACGGGCUCAGGAAACAAUCAUGUAUUGAUAAUCCAAAUAAAUGUGGUUCUUCGUAUUUACAUUUAGUUCUUUUAUAUAUAUUUUUUAAUGCCUAUUGGAUUACGGAGGUUAUUAAAAAUGUUGUUCAUACUACUAUUUGCGGAGUAUUUGGCUCAUAUUAUUAUGGCUAUAAUACGCCGGAAGGGAUUCCAAAGCACGCAACUCUAUCUUCUCUUAAGCGUACUACAACAUAUUCUUUUGGAAGCAUUUGUUUUGGAUCAUUGGUAGCGUCUAUCGUCCAACUUUUAAGGGAUAUAUUUAAAUCAGUCAUGCGUGAUAGAGCAGGUUCAGGUGAUAUUAUAGGAACAAUAUUUUCAUGCUUUGCUUCAUGUAUACUUAUGUUAUUGGACUGGUUAGUUCAGUAUUUUAAUCAUUAUUGUUAUGCACAAAUUGCUCUUUAUGGUAAAAAAUAUUUAAAAGCAGCAAAAGAUACAUGGGAUAUGUUCAGGCGUACCGGAAUAGAUGCUUUGAUCAAUGAUUGUUUGAUUGAUAACGUUUUAUUUUUUGGUUCUCUUUUUGUUGCUUGCUUAACUGCUUUCUCCUCUUUUCUUUAUCUGAGAUUUACUAAUCCUGUAUACAAUAGUAAUGGUACUUAUUAUAUAGGUGUUAUAUUUGUCGCUUUCUUUAUUGGUCUUCAAAUAUGUAAUAUUGCAGUUAUUGCUAUUAAAUCAGGAAUUGCUGCACUUUUUGUAGGUGUUUCCGAGGAUAGAGAAGUUCUUCGUCGGAAUUUCCCUGUACUAUAUAACCAAAUGUUUGGUACUGUAUGA
Molecule: messenger RNA, 1525 nt
Organism: Pneumocystis murina B123
Lineage: Eukaryota; Fungi; Ascomycota; Pneumocystomycetes; Pneumocystales; Pneumocystaceae
Exons: 11
Coding region: 32-1525 (497 amino acids)
Biological process (GO): transmembrane transport
Cellular component (GO): plasma membrane
Molecular function (GO): transmembrane transporter activity
Source: RefSeq, a predicted model, not a curated record